Messenger RNA from Psylliodes chrysocephalus, 724 nucleotides. The record is from the annotation of a GenBank genome assembly. NCBI's taxonomy places the organism in Eukaryota, Metazoa, Arthropoda, Insecta, Coleoptera, Chrysomelidae.
UUUUCUAUCAGUUUUCGAUUUUCGAGCCAUUCAGUUGCUUCGUUGGUUGUAAGGGAACAAUUUGAUUAAUUCAAGACUUGUCUAUUAUAAACAUUCCCUAGACCCUAGAGAUAUUUUAUAACUUUUUCUCACCGACACAUAAUAAUUAUAUAGAAAACAUGCCUAGUAAAGCAGUUGCAGUCCUCAAGGGAGAAGUCGUCAACGGCACUGUAUUUUUUAAUCAAGCUGAUUCCAAAAGCCCUGUAGCAGUAACAGGAGAAAUUACUGGGCUUGGAAAAGGUCUCCACGGUUUCCACAUCCACGAAUUCGGAGACAAUACAAAUGGCUGCAUUUCAGCCGGAGCUCACUUCAACCCUCUUAACAAAGUCCACGGUGCACCAGAUGCUGCUGUACGCCACGCUGGCGACCUAGGCAAUGUCGAAGCCGGAGACAAUGGUGUCGCCAAAAUUAAUAUUCAGGACAAACAAAUUUCAUUGGAAGGAGAAAACAGUAUUAUUGGACGUACUGUUGUUGUGCAUGCAGAUCCCGAUGAUUUGGGACUUGGUGGCCAUGAAUUGAGCCUAACCACUGGAAAUGCGGGUGGCAGAGUAGCUUGUGGUGUUAUUGGUUUGGCAAAGAUUUAAUUGUUUUUUAAAUAGAACUAAUAUUUAGUUUAUUCAUGUGUUGUUAAAAAAUGUUGCUUUUCAGUUUUUUUGUUAGAAUAAAAAGAUUUUGUGUCUACUUU